AUGACCCGUCAUGACUCCAACCACGUCGCUAGCAUCAUGCUCUCGUGGCACUCACUCGAACUCAUCUCAUGUACCAACCUACAGACCCUAUGGGCCGGUUACGGGCAAAUAUGUGCUAUCACAGUGCGUGCCACAACGAACAAAGCAGCCGAACAUCUCAGUAAGCUAUGUGGGGUGGAACCAGGUCGUGUGGGGACAACGUAUCCCCUCAUCCUAAAGCUUAUCUCACCGCCCCGAAAAAGCACCAGCACUGCAGAUGAGGGCCAUCUACGAAAGAUGCUAAGCUAUGAGGUAGAGCAAUACUUCUAUAGUGAAGUAGUUCCGCAAUUGGGCUCCGACAUAGCCAUAGCAAAAUGCGUUGCCUCGACGCGCGACAUGGGCAACGCGACAGGCUCAUCAGAACUCAAAGGACUUAUGGCUACGAUCAUGAUCGAUCUGCGUCCUGAAUUCCCCGUCGCGGGUGAGAAAAGGGGUGCACUAAACGGCACACAAGUGCGCGCAGCGCUAGAUUGGCUAGCUAGCUUCCAUGGCCGCUCACGGGGACUGUUGCCAGCUAGUCUUGACGAAUACGUGCUGCCGCCGCUUGAAGAAAGCAGUAGAAGACAGAGUUCAGAAAAGGAUAUUUGCACCGGGCUGUGGCUCAACGGGGGAUAUACGUACCUUGCGACGCGACGUAAAGAGUAUGCAUCUCUUGCGCAGGACACAGACUCGGAGUGGUCAGAUGUGCUGUGCCGGAUUUCGGAAGAGUGUUUAUUAUCUGUAGCGGAGAUGGUUGCAUUGUUCUUGACGCCCUGUGGGAGGGCGACUGAGUCGUAUAUUCAUGGCGAUGUCAAGUCGGAGAAUCUCUUCACGACGACUGAUGGAGACAAGGUGGCGUUCUUUGAUUUCCAGUACGUCGGGCUCGGUCUGGGAGUCUGUGACCUCGCCAAAUUGUUUACCUGUUCGGUUCCUUUGCAUAUGCUGAUUGAUGGUGAUGAGAAUUUGCCUGAGAAGCUGUCUAUGUGUGAUGGCGAGAGGGGACUGUUAGAGCGGUAUCGCACAACCCUCCAGGACGAGGAUUCAGAACUGUACGAAUGGGAAACGUUCAAACGACACUGGGAGACGGCUUUGGUUGACUGGUGUAGAUUCCAGGCUUCGUGGGGCUUUUGGGGAAACACAGAGUGGCUCGAGGCCCGUGUAAGAUCAAUCUUGACUGACCAAGAGUGGAGAGAUUGGUUGUAUCAGAAUAUCCGCAGUCGGUUAUAG
Molecule: messenger RNA, 1245 nt
Organism: Penicillium vulpinum
Lineage: Eukaryota; Fungi; Ascomycota; Eurotiomycetes; Eurotiales; Aspergillaceae
Exons: 1
Coding region: 1-1245 (414 amino acids)
Source: RefSeq, a predicted model, not a curated record